Messenger RNA from Brachypodium distachyon (stiff brome), 948 nucleotides. RefSeq lists its product as uncharacterized. Lineage: Eukaryota; Viridiplantae; Streptophyta; Magnoliopsida; Poales; Poaceae. Bases 288 to 605 code for a protein of 105 amino acids. The transcript has a single exon. The record is from RefSeq and is a predicted model, not a curated record.
CAUCACAUCGUCUCGAAAUUAUUGUUUCUGUAGGCAACGGUCACCUAAACGCGGCGGUGGCAGGAGGAGGCUAGCUGCUCGGUCGCGGUAGCAAGACUAGCAAGCGUCAAGAAUGCUCUUGACCCCUCUUUUGUCCGACGCUUUUGCAAUGGACUACUCUGCCUGUGCGCCGCGUGCAUUCGCUUAUUAUAAGUAAGUAGCGCCCGCGAGGGGAUCUGGGGCAUCCGAGCUAGCAGCUAGCCCAUCCUCGUCUGCAUACGGCUGCUAGCAGCUGCGGCGGAGCGUUGAUGGAGACCGCCGUGCCGGCGUGGGUGGCGGCGAGGAGGUCGCUGCAGGAGGCAGCCGCCGCCUCGUACGCGCACGCGCCGCGGCAGCCCACCAUGGGGAGGUCGAUCGAGACGCUGGUGGUUAUCGUGGCGGCGAUCGUGCUGGCGGCGGUGCUCGCGGGCGUCCUCGCGCGGGCGUGCGGGGGAAGGCACGUGGCGCCCAGCGGGGAAGACCGAGACGUUGAAGGCUGGGUGGAGCGCCGGUGCCGGAGCUGCCUCGACAGCGGGCUGCCACCCCCGCCCCCGCCCGGAGCAUCAAAGACGAGUGAGGCCAAAUAGAUGCUCCUGAUGUCCUGCAUUGCGUUUGUUUCCUCUUGCGGUGGUGCACCAGCACCCAGCAGAGUAGCAAUCUGGCAUAGUGUUGUGUUCAUACUAAUAGUAGGAGUAGCAGCAGGCAGUAUUAAAUUAGGCACUAGCACUGCCGCCCUGGAGACGUAGAAUGUAACUAAACAGCUGGAUGCCAAGCUGUUCUACUCUUUUGUCCACGAGGGUACGAUAUGAUUAGGGUCUCUGAAUUCAUUGCUGUUUCUGGCACCGAUACAACUUCGUAAUAAAUCCAAGACACUUAGGCAUGUAUUAUGGAUCAGAGGGAGUAGUAAGCAGCUACAUGAAUUCGGUUCGA